Amaranthus tricolor (Joseph's coat) is the source of this 1584-nucleotide messenger RNA. Its product is annotated as serine carboxypeptidase-like 28. Gene Ontology annotation, cellular component: vacuole. Gene Ontology annotation, molecular function: serine-type carboxypeptidase activity. The transcript has 8 exons. NCBI's taxonomy places the organism in Eukaryota, Viridiplantae, Streptophyta, Magnoliopsida, Caryophyllales, Amaranthaceae. Bases 94 to 1494 code for a protein of 466 amino acids. The record is from RefSeq and is a predicted model, not a curated record. Gene Ontology annotation, biological process: proteolysis.
UAUGAAGAACACUCCUUCCCUUUUUAAGACAAGACACUUAAACGCUCAUUUUAGGCUCCAAUUAUCCAAAACAAACACUUACACAACCAUUCCAUGAUGACUUCAUGUUGUUAUAUGCUACUCCACAUUUCCCUCAUUACUAUCCUUUUAUUUUCCGGCGAGACUAUAGCGGCACCAGCACAUGGCCGGAGCCGCCAAGAGAAAGAUAAAAUACUCGGGCUGCCGGGCCAGCCAUUGGUUAAACUUAAUUUCAAUCACUAUUCAGGGUAUGUGAAAGUAGAUAAGAAAACAGAUAGGAAUUUAUUUUACUGGUUAAUUGAAUCACCAUUAAAUAGUAAACCUCAUUUAAAACCACUUGUAUUAUGGCUUAAUGGUGGUCCUGGUUGCUCAUCUGUGGCCUAUGGAGCUUUUGAAGAAGUGGGCCCUUUUAGGGUCCAGCCUGAUGGGAACACACUCACUUUUAGCCCAUAUGCUUGGAAUAAAGUGGCCAACUUGCUUUUUCUUGAUUCACCUGCCGGAGUUGGAUUCUCUUAUUCAAAUGUUUCAACUCAUGAGCAACAAAAUGGUGAUCGAAGAACAGGCAGAGAUACGUAUGUAUUUCUAAGAAGAUGGUUAAAAAGGUUCCCUCAAUACAAGAACAGACCUUUUUACAUUGCGGGAGAAAGUUAUGCUGGUCAUUACAUACCUCAACUCUCUUUAAUUUUAACCAUUAAUCCUAUCAUCAACUUCAAAGGUUUCUUGGUAGGAAAUCCAACAUUAGAUAAUAAGAUGGACAAUAAAGGAACAUUUGAGUAUUGGUAUAACCAUGGAUUGGUAUCUGAUACAACUUACGAGACACUCAAAGAGAACUGCUUAGAUGAAUCAAUUCUGUUCCCGCUUUCUGAAUGCAAUUUUGCACUUUUCAAGGCUUUCUCUGAGUUUGGAAAUAUCAAUCCCUAUGAUAUUUAUGGCCCUGUUUGUUCCCAUAAUUCCACCUUCUUCCAUAACUUCAAAAAACCUCUUGCAUACAAAUACAAAUACAGUGGGAAUGAAGACUGUGAAGUGACAUACACAAUGAUGUACAUGAACAGAGCUGAUGUUCAGAAGGCUUUUCAUGUCAAUGUCACUGCUUCCAUUCCUCAUCCUUGGAAACCAUGCAGUGAAGCAGUAAGAAGCAGUUGGAGUGAUUCCCCAAAAUCUAUGCUCCCAAUCAUCAAAGAACUCAUAACUGCUGGUGUACAGAUUUGGAUAUUCAGUGGAGAUACAGAUGCAAUUUUACCUUUGACUUCUACAAGAUACUCCAUCAAUGCCCUUAAACUCAGCACAAUUGUAGAAUGGUAUCCUUGGUAUCACCCUAAACAGGUCAUUGGAGGUUGGAGCCAAGUAUAUGAUGGACUGACCUAUGUGACUGUUAGAGGUGCAGGCCAUGAGGUUCCACUAACUCGCCCAAGACUUGGACUCUUCCUUUUUCAACACUUCUUAAGGAAUCAGCCUAUGCCCCAAAUAACACUGUAACAUUUGAUUUGCGGCACCCCAAAUUUGCAUCAAUACUCAAUUAUGUUACCAUUUGUUAUUACAUUGUGACUACUUAUAGAUAAAGAAUUG